AUGGACAACCUCACCUCUGCGGCUGGGAAUGGCAGCCUGUGCACCAGAGAUUACAAAAUCACCCAGGUCCUCUUCCCGCUCCUCUAUACCGUGCUGUUUUUCGUUGGACUCAUCACAAACAGCCUGGCAAUGAGGAUUUUCUUUCAAAUCCACAGUAAAUCCAACUUUAUUAUUUUCCUUAAGAACACAGUCAUUUCUGAUCUUCUCAUGAUUCUGACUUUUCCAUUCAAAGUCCUCAGCGAUGCCAAACUGGGAACAGGACCGCUGAGAGCCUUUGUGUGCCAAGUGACCUCCGUUGUAUUUUACUUCACGAUGUAUAUCAGUAUCUCAUUUCUAGGACUGAUAACGAUCGAUCGCUACCAGAAGACCACCAGGCCAUUUAAAACAUCCAACCCCAGCAAUCUCUUGGGGGCUAAGAUUCUCUCUGUCAUCAUCUGGGCGUUCAUGUUCUUACUCUCCUUGCCUAACAUGAUUCUGACCAACAGGAGGCCAAGUGACAAGAAUGUGAAGAAAUGCUCAUUCCUGAAAUCAGAGUUUGGUCUGGUCUGGCACGAAAUAGUCAAUUACAUCUGUCAAGUCAUUUUCUGGAUUAAUUUUCUAAUUGUCAUUGUAUGCUACACGCUCAUUACAAAAGAACUGUACAAGUCAUACGUGAGAACAAGGGGCGUCGGCAAAGUCCCCAAGAAAAAGGUAAACAUCAAAGUUUUCAUUAUCAUUGCUGUAUUUUUUAUUUGCUUCGUUCCUUUCCACUUUGCCCGAAUUCCCUACACCCUGAGUCAAACGCGGGAUGUCUUUGACUGCUCUGCUGAGAACACUCUGUUCUACGUCAAAGAGAGCACUCUCUGGUUAACUUCCUUAAACGCGUGCCUGGAUCCAUUCAUCUACUUCUUCCUUUGCAAAUCCUUCAAAAAUUCCUUGAUGAGUAUGCUGAGAUGCUCCAAUUCUGCGUCAUCUCCAUCCCAUAAAAACAGGAGAAAAGGGCAGGAUGGUGGUGACCCAAGUGAAGAGACCCCAGUGUAA
Molecule: messenger RNA, 1020 nt
Organism: Balaenoptera acutorostrata (minke whale)
Lineage: Eukaryota; Metazoa; Chordata; Mammalia; Artiodactyla; Balaenopteridae
Gene: P2RY12
Product: purinergic receptor P2Y12
Exons: 1
Coding region: 1-1020 (339 amino acids)
Biological process (GO): blood coagulation; G protein-coupled receptor signaling pathway
Cellular component (GO): membrane
Molecular function (GO): G protein-coupled purinergic nucleotide receptor activity
Source: RefSeq, a predicted model, not a curated record